AUGUCAGGCGUCGAGCUUGAGGGAAAAACAUUUUACAAAAUCUAUAAGGAGAAGUCGUCGGAGGGGCAUCAGUCAAUACCAUAUGUGGUGGUACUUUUGAGUGCAUUGUUGCAAUUGUACUAUGAAGUCCUGAAGGCUAAUGACACUAUGACCAUCAUCAUCAUCAACGCUAGUGGAAUCGUAAUUGAACUGGUUUAUCUUGUCCUCUUCUCGAUCUAUGCCUCCACCGAAGAGAAGGAAAUUUGUGUGAAUCACCAAUUUGCGCAGAUAUACACAGCAAAGUUGAUGCUGCUGUUCGAUAUAGGAGGUUUCGGAGUGACGAUGGCGCUGACCAUCUUGCUUCUCAAGGGUCAGCAUCGCGUCAAUGUCGUUGGAUGGAUCUAUGCGACCUUCAGUCUCAUGGCAUUCACAGUGCCUUUGAGCAUCAUGUGGAGGGUGAUAAAGACCAGAAGUGUGGAGUUCAUGUCGUUCACUACGUCCUUGCUCGUCACCCUCUCUGCCAUAACCUGGUUCUUCUAUGGCCUCGUUGUCAAGGACUUGAAUAUCGCUGUAAGUACCAUUUAGCUCUCUCAAUCAUUCAACUCUCUAAUGCUUUUCAUUGUGCAUGCAGCUUUGCAGCGAUUUCAUUUUUUAAGACACCUGGAUGCACCAGUAAAACUUGCACCGGGAAUGUUAAUAUUUUUUUUCUGCAUAGCCAUUACCGUAUAUUUCUCGUAAACCUGUUAAGUCGAGUUCUCGUAUUUCUUACUUCGACUGAACUGGGAAAAGGAUGAGACUUGACUCUGUCCCCUGGUCAAUUAUAACAUGAUUGACGCUAUCCAUCCAUCUGUCAUUGGAGUGUUUGCAUUACUUUUUUACUCAUGUUUUAACACAUACAAACACCUUCUCUC
Molecule: messenger RNA, 890 nt
Organism: Eucalyptus grandis
Lineage: Eukaryota; Viridiplantae; Streptophyta; Magnoliopsida; Myrtales; Myrtaceae
Product: bidirectional sugar transporter SWEET13-like
Exons: 4
Coding region: 1-564 (187 amino acids)
Biological process (GO): carbohydrate transport
Cellular component (GO): membrane
Molecular function (GO): sugar transmembrane transporter activity
Source: RefSeq, a predicted model, not a curated record